This is a messenger RNA of Notolabrus celidotus (New Zealand spotty), 1373 nucleotides long. RefSeq names its product inorganic pyrophosphatase 1b (gene ppa1b). Gene Ontology annotation, cellular component: cytoplasm. NCBI's taxonomy places the organism in Eukaryota, Metazoa, Chordata, Actinopteri, Labriformes, Labridae. The record is from RefSeq and is a predicted model, not a curated record. Gene Ontology annotation, biological process: phosphate-containing compound metabolic process. Gene Ontology annotation, molecular function: inorganic diphosphate phosphatase activity; magnesium ion binding. The transcript has 11 exons. Bases 110 to 985 code for a protein of 291 amino acids.
UGCUCUGUGCCCUCAGUGUCUACUGUACCCACUAACCCAGCACAGACGUUUUCUUCCGCCGCCAUCCUCCACCCCAAAGCCAGACAGCAACACAGCCCUGCACCUAAACAUGAGCUUCACAGUGGAAGAGAGGGGGAACCCGAACACCCUGAACUAUCGCCUGUUCUUCAAAAAUGCUGAAGGAAAGUACAUCUCACCAUUCCAUGACAUACCAAUGUAUGCUGACCAAAGCAAGAACAUCUUUCACAUGGUAGUGGAAGUGCCAAAAUGGACAAACGCAAAGAUGGAGAUUGCUACCAAAGAUAUCCUGAACCCAAUAAAGCAAGACGUAAAGAAAGAAAAACUGCGAUAUGUUGCCAAUGUUUUCCCACAUAAAGGCUACAUAUGGAACUAUGGGGCUAUACCUCAGACAUGGGAGGAUCCUGCUCACAAAGACGGAGACACUGGCUGCUGCGGUGACAACGAUCCCAUUGAUGUCUGUGAAAUUGGCAGUAAGGUGUGCUCCCGUGGGGAGGUAAUCAAAGUGAAAGUGCUGGGGGUCCUGGCCAUGAUCGAUGAGGGGGAGACUGAUUGGAAAGUGAUUGCAAUCAAUGUAGAGGACUCUGAAGCUAACGACUUGAACAACAUCAAUGAUGUUCGUCGCCUGAAACCUGGUUAUCUGGAGGCCACGGUCGACUGGUUCAAGAGGUACAAGGUGCCUGAUGGGAAACCAGAGAACCGGUUUGCUUUCAACGAGGAGUUCAAAGACAAGGACUUUGCCAUUGAAGUAAUCAAGAGCACGAACAACUUCUGGAAGGCCCUCAUUUCCCAGCAGGCCAGUGCUGGUUCGCUGAACUGCAAAAAUACGUGUGUCUCAGAGGGUGACAGCCCUUUCUGCUGCUCUGCAGGCGAGGCUAAAGCUGCUGUUGAUCAAACAUGUCCUUGUGGAAAAGAAGAACCUAUCCCCUUAUCAGUUGAUAAAUGGUUCUACUAUGAGAGGAAAUAAACCAGGAGCGGUUUGGAUUGGCGCAGACUGAGGGGAUCAUCAAUAAUUGGAAUCAUUAAAUAGAUGGUCUUAUUCUAGGAAGUAGGAUGAUGGGAUGGGAUGUGGAUGCUUGGGUUUUGGUCAGCCGGUUCCCUGUAGAGGAAGAGAUGGUGAUUAGAUACCGUAGAGAAAGAGAAAAGUCAAAUACUCAUGUCUAGACCAACGAAUUGUCACUUAUUUAAAAAAGACCUUGUUGGAAAUAUGCUUUCAUAAAUUAAGUACAGGUACUAGUAGAAAUGCCCUGUAUAAAAUGCUGAACUGCUUUCAUAAAGCUCCCUGGGUAAGAUUGUAAUCAAUGUGUGAUAUGCCCCUGCUUCCUAGCACUGUUAAAUAAAGGAAUUGCAUAACA